Messenger RNA from Contarinia nasturtii (swede midge), 1542 nucleotides. RefSeq lists its product as uncharacterized. NCBI's taxonomy places the organism in Eukaryota, Metazoa, Arthropoda, Insecta, Diptera, Cecidomyiidae. Gene Ontology annotation, biological process: ubiquitin-dependent protein catabolic process. The transcript is spliced from 3 exons. Bases 56 to 868 code for a protein of 270 amino acids. The record is from RefSeq and is a predicted model, not a curated record.
UUGGCGCUCAAUCAUAUUGUGCGGUUAGUUUGCUUUUGAUAUUUGCUCAGUCAUUAUGAUUUUUUUCGAGUUGCAAUAUAUAAUUGGUGAAAUAUGUGAUAAUGUUUCGCAAUUUUUCACGAAUUUAUACGUACGUCAUCCCUCAUCACCGAAACCGAAACCGAAAGAAGAUAGUCCAAAGAUAAUAAGAAUUAAAAACGAUCUAGCUAAAAAUAUUCGAUUAACUAAACAGAAAAGAGAAAAAAUAAAAGCGGCAUUAAAUAAAACAAUUAUACCACCAAAAAAACCGACACCAACUGCAACAAUUAUACCAAUUAAAAUAAAGACAAUAACAAGAUCAGACACCAACUCAUCACCAAGGCUAUUUGAAUCAAUCACAAUAAUUGAGGAGGAUAUCGAAAAUCCGACCAUCAAGAUUUCGUUGCUUGAUCGAGAUGUUGAAUGUGAACUUGAAGCCGCCCAACAUAUUGGAGCAAUUAACGUAAUGUUAAGCAAUAUGGAUCGUGAAAGAUGGACUACAGAGACCAUACCUCUCAAAAAAGUCGAUUAUAUUCAAUAUUGCCUGAUUUUGCAUUGGAUAUCCAAACCACAUACGAGUUCAAACGACGAGGAAAUAGAUGAUAUUGUACAAUGGGAACUAAAUUUCUUGGAUGAGAUUUCACAAAAAUAUCCCGAGAGAUUUUUAAGAUUGAUCAAAUUGGCCAACUACUUGGACAUACCAACAUUAUAUACGGCCACAACAGCACAUGCAGCAUAUAUGUUGACUCAAUGCAAACCCGAUGCCAUUCCAGCAGCGAUGAGCCAGGAAAAACUUCAAUCUUUCACAAGAAAACUUCCUUUCGAACAUGAUGACGACGACGACGAUUAAUUGUACCUUUAUUAGACUUACAGUUUUAUUCGCUAUCUCUCUCAUUUUUAAUUUUAUUUUAACAUAAGAUUACUUUUAAAUGAAAGAAAAUUAUUAUUAUUAAAAAAACAUAUAUGUAGUAUAUAUAAUUUAAUUUUGGUAGAUUUAAAAACGAAUUAGAUUUACCAUUUUUCAAAUCUAUGAGGUAUGUGUUUCAAAAGAGACUGUUUUGUUGAAUAAAUUUUACCAACAGCUUCAUUACAUUCAUGGGCUAUCUGUGGUUUCGAACAGUUGGUAAAAUUUAUUCAACAAACAGUCUCUUUUGAAAAACAUGUCUGAUAGAUCCCGAAAAUGGUAAAUCUAAUUCGUGGUUGGUCGAUUUCAAAUUAAAUUAAAUUGAAUUAAAUAUACCACAUUUUUCCUCUCUGUGUAGUAGUAAAUACGACUAAACUCUUCAUACGAUUUAUGUCUGAAAAGAACUUAUGUCUGGAAGAAAUUUAUUACUAUUUAUAAAAAAAAUUGAAUUGGUUGUGCGAUGAAAUUCGAAAUUGGCAAAAUGGGGAAGGAGAAUGUAAUAGAAUUUAGGUGUCUGUAAAUUUUAAUGUUUAAUUUUUUGAUACAUAAAACUUACCGUCCAAACCACUGAACUGGCAUAAUUGUAUUGUAUUAUAUAAAUAUAACGUGAAGCAAAUGUA